AUGGGUAAUAGACAAACUCUCGAAAAAAUUCCGAUACAAAUACCGUUUUCACACGGAUUCAUAUAUGUUUAAACAAAUAAGUAAUCGUACUAUCCUGGAGAAGAAAUUUAUGGUGUAGUCUCCUUAAUGGUAAACAAGCCAAUGAGUCAGAUUGAUCAUAGCGGAGUUGAUAAAUUAGAAAUAAGAUUGAAAGGAAAGGAAACUUUUAAGUACAAAGUUUACUCCCAGAGAGAUUAGCAAAAGAGUUGCAGUAAUCAUUUCCUCAUUUUUGACAAUGCAUAACCCCUUGCAUAUUUCAAAGACUCAACUAUAGCUAUAGGCUAAUAUGAGUUUAGCUUUAAGAUUAAAAUCCCUGAGGAAGAAAACGGUAAUAAGAUUCCAGCCAGUUACUUUUCUAAGUAACAUUUAGGCAGAUCUGGAAAACUUAAAAUAAGAAUCCGAUACAGUAUUGAGGCAAUUCUCAAGGGUUAAGAUAGAAGACUAAAUAAUGCUGAGAGAACCAUUGGCAAGUUUAGUAAGAGAUUCUUUAUCUCAAAGCCACCAGUUUAGCCCAAACAAGAUUUUCCAGAGAAUAAUUCUUACAGAUUGAGAGGCUGGUUCAAAGUCAAAGGAAGUAAUAUUCUUGAAUCAAGGUUUGAAAGAAACUAUUAUCUUACUGAUGAUAAAGUAACAGUAAAGACAAUAGUUGAUAACAGAAGAUGCUUAACAGCAGUAUCUAAAGUUAUUGUUAAAUUGGUGAGAACAAUAAAGUGUGAAGGAAGAUACGGUAAUGUGUUUAUUCAUGUCGAAGAGAUUGCUAGGAAUCAUGGACCAGGAGUUGGUCCUUAAGUGCUUUCCAAUUAUUUAGAGGAGGAUCAUAGAGUGAUAAUAGAUCUCAUCCUAGAUGAUCCAAGUUUGAAGAGCACUAAACUAGAUGAAAUUAGGGAUAAAUUCCCUAGACCGUAUAAACCUGAAGAUGUUGUCUUUGCCCAGCAUCUACAGCCUAGCACAAAAGGCAAUAAGGUGGAGGUUACCUACCAUCUUUAGGUCACUAGAGAGUUUGAUGAGGGAAAACUCUUUAGAGUUAAGGAUGUGCCAGGAAUGAUUAUCCCCCUAACACUAAAUCCAAGUGUUGCUUAAGUUAAUGGGCACUGUCAACUAGAAUUUCCAGAUUUUUGGAGAUCUGAUUUAAUUUCUUGCGAAAGUGUUGAUCUAAAGAUUAAUGAUCUUCUAAAUAGGGAGUAUGAUCCUGAAUAGAGAAGGUUGAUGAAGCAGAAUUAAAGGGAAGUUUAAUCAUUAUAGCAUCUUAGUCAUUUACAAUAAAACUAAGAAAAUUUAAUUAGUUAGUAGGAGGUAUCUUAAAAUAACGCAAAUGAUACAAAUCAAUUAUAAAGGCCUCUAUUACACGCAAGACUCUUUGGAAGAUGA
Molecule: messenger RNA, 1407 nt
Organism: Stylonychia lemnae
Lineage: Eukaryota; Ciliophora; Spirotrichea; Sporadotrichida; Oxytrichidae
Source: the annotation of a GenBank genome assembly